GUCAACCUUUUUUACAAUCAUUCGAUCAGCGUCUAAUCGCGUCUCACUUUCCGCACCGGUAAUUUAAGGAUAACGGAAUGUGUCAGACGAAGAGCUAGAGUGUCCCCAAUAGCUAAUUGCUUCCUUAACAAAAUCGAUAGCUUUGAGGGAAGUAAUUAACUAUUAAACUCGAAUCGAAACGAAAUAGAAAGGCUUGGAAGCUCAUUAGGUACUAGCAUUACAAUCGAGGCAGAUAGUAAUCGAAGCUUUCCUAUGUUUAUGUCUUCGAGUUUAUCAAUCUCAUCGCUAUCUCGGCCAUAAAACAAAGUGAACUUGAAGUUAGCUCGCUCCCCUCUCACGCAACGGUACUCACGGCGCGGCGCAGACGCCGGCUCCGCAGGUCCCUGCCCUCGCCGCGCCGCCUGCACGCGUCUGCGCACAUUCUUUUACACAACAAUAUAAACCUCCAUCUAAACUAAAAGUGUUACUGAUCGCGCGCCAGAAAACGGAAAACUCCUCCAAGUUUGUGCUAAACUUUUAAUGUGACGCAUUAGGGGACGUGUAACAAAACUUUUGUCAACACAGCCUUUCGAGACCCCUCCGAAAGUUCGGAAUAAAAUGUGAUUUGUGAAAUGUUGCCAAUUAUGGAGAUUUUUUGUUUGCAUAUCGAUUUGUGAUUUGUGUUUUAGCGGUAAAGUGGAAUUUGUGAAAUAUCAAGGAAUAAACGCACUGAUUGGAGUUAGGCAGGUGGGAGGAAACAGCAAAGAUAAACCGAUUCGUGACGGAAUAAAAGAUCGGCAUCAAAUUCUACUGAAUUCGUCGAAGUAAAGAUCACGAUGUGGAAGUUCCUGCUCGCGCUGCUGCCUCUAGUGGUCGCGAAGCACCCGUGGUACCCGUGCUCGGAGCUCCACGAUGACGUGCGGUACCCCUGCCGUUGCGCGGUGAAGGUGGACAGAAGCCUCCAGCUCACCAUACAUAUGGAUUGCGACCGAGUGGUCUUUGGAGGGGACUUCCCGCCAUUGCCGUAUGCGGCGCCCAUAGUCUCGUUUAGGCAAAGGCAUGCUGGACAUCAGACGCUUCCUACUCAGAUAUUUUCGUCGUACGGUCUGCCUCUGAAGGAGCUGGACUUCUCUCACAACAGUUUGCGACGGUUGCCCGACCGUCUCCUCGCGGGAGUUCGCGGCAACCUCACCAGACUGGCGCUGGCUGACAACCUCCUCGGCGACAACUUGAACCCGAUAUUCUCGACUGCUGAGCUUCACAACCUGCCCGCUUUAGAAGAGCUGGAUUUAAGCGGGAAUAGCAUUAGAGGCUUAGAGGAGGGCCUACUGAUUGGGUGUGACCUGUUAAAGGUAUUACGACUGGAUCGAAACAAUAUGAACACCGUGCCAUCGUCCUCGCUCAACGGGCCACGGUCGCUCAGAGUGCUAUCGCUGAGGGAAAAUAAAAUUGCUCUCAUUCGACAAGGAUCAUUUUUCUCUCAAAAGACAUUGGAAGAAAUAGACUUGCACGGCAAUAUGAUCUCGGCAAUCGAAGGCGGGGCAUUUGCCGGCUUAGGUCAGCUCCAGACGCUCGACCUGGGCAGGAACAGGCUUUCGAAGUUCAACAGCGAUGUAUUCCAGGGCACGGAAAAUUUGGAAAAGCUAGACCUCUCGGAGAACUUUAUCACUGACUUCCCUACUGUGGCACUCAAAUCUUUCGCCGCUCUUAAGCAUUUGAAUCUCUCCAGCAAUAUGAUCACGAACAUAGACAGCAGUCACUUGAACGCGCUGGUUUCCCUUCAAGUCCUGGAUUUGAGCCGCAACAAUCUCGUCAAGCUGAUGCCGGGCACCUUCGUGGGUCUCACAGAACUGCGCUAUUUGGAUGUUGGAGUUAAUUCAUUACGAACAGUGGAAGAUGACGCAUUUGAUGGAUUGACCAGCCUGGACACGCUACUGCUACGAGACAACAACAUCUUGCUAAUUCCAGCGACGGCGCUCUCCCGACUGCCUAACCUUGUGUCCGUGCACUUGGGCUUUAACCGUGUCACCGCCCUCUCCAGCGACAUCCUUCGGGCAGUGUCCGACAGAAUUACUUCCCUAGUUCUCUCCCGAAAUGUCAUAAGGGAAUUACCGACGGCGGCCUUCAAUCACUUCAAAAUGCUAAAGCGAUUAGAUCUCUCCGGAAACUUAUUAAAUUCUAUCUCGGCCGAUGUCUUUAGCGGGCUAGAAGCCUCUCUCGAAUUUUUGAGUCUCAGCCAAAAUAGAAUAUUGGGCUUCACAGGCCAGCAGCUGCAAUUCAUUAACUUAUGGUUUUUAGACAUAUCUGACAACCAGCUUUCGGAAAUACCCGUGAACGCUUUCGACGCUAUUCCUAGUCUAACACACUUGAAUAUUAGUCGCAACGACCAUAUCAGCGUACUACCGCAAAAUGUCUUCAAACAAAAUCCAGCUUUACUCAGCGUCGACUUAAGUUAUAUGGGUCUGAAAGCGCUUCCCGUAAAAUUAUUUUCAAACAACGUGAAUUUAGAGCGCAUUUGUUUAUCAAACAAUCUUUUACAAGAAGUCUCGGAAAACUCUUUCAAGAAUCUUAAAAAUUUAACUCAUUUGGAUUUAUCUUACAAUAAUAUUGUAAAUAUAAGGACUCCCGCCUUUGUUAACGUCAUGUCCAUACAAUAUUUGUCUCUAAAGGGUAAUCAGCUGAACGCAUUUAAAGGAGAAUUUUUUAAUACAGGAACAAGUUUGGAAGUUAUAGAUCUCUCCGAGAACCAGCUUAGCUAUUUAUUUCCAUCCUCAUUUAAAAUUCAUCCCCGUCUUAGAGAAAUUAUAUUAACGGACAAUAAAUUCAAUUUCUUCCCAUCCGAACUUAUAAGCACUUUACAGUAUUUAGAAUUAAUAGAUUUAUCUGGAAACGCGCUAAAUAAUGUCGACGAACUUGAUUUCGCUCGGCUCCCUAAGUUGAGAACAAUAUUGCUUGCUCGAAACGAACUGGAAACAAUUAGUGAAAUGGCAUUCCAUAACUCUAGCCAAAUACAACUGUUGGACCUGUCCAAUAACAAAAUAGAUCGCUUGGGAGACAGGCUAUUUGAAGGACUGAUUCGGUUGGAGAAUUUGAAUUUAGAAGGCAAUCAACUAUCUGAAUUACCAGACAAUAUUUUUGAUAGAUCGCGGCUAAAUAUGCUCGAGAAAAUUUCGUUAAGUAAUAAUUUAUUCGAACACGCUCCUUUGAAAUCUCUACAAAAACAAUAUUUCUUUGUAUCGUCUGUGGACUUGUCGCAUAAUCAAAUUGUAGAUAUACCAGCAGAAGAUAGCGUCUUGGUCAAUAUUAAGAAAUUAGAUCUUUCAUUUAACCCGCUGUCAGAAAAAGCAAUUAAAAAUGUAAUUACGGAACCUAAAACAGUUCGAGACCUUAACUUGGCUGGUACUGGAAUACAAUCUGUAUAUCAACUUGAAACACCUUUCUUGUAUAACUUAAAUUUGUCAUACAAUAAUAUUACUAGGCUUACUGACAAAACAUUUAGUAGGACAACGUUAUUGGAAUCGUUGGAUUUAUCUAACAAUCAGAUUGUGGAUGUUUCUGGAGCACUUGCUAUUUCUUGGCCAAAACUUAAAAAUCUCCAGCGCCUGAAUAUUUCUAGCAACCCAAUAGCAAUACUUGUUGAUGGAAACUUUGAAGGUCUAUCUUCACUGCGAGUACUUGAUAUGAGAUAUCUAGACGAAUGUACGAGGAUUGAGAAAAAUGCAUUUAGGCCACUUCCUAAUUUAGUUCAACUGAGGGCUUAUGGAUUCCCUAGAUUAGGUUACUUCGAUGUCCAAGGAACUUUGCAACAUUUAUUGGCGUUAGAAAAAUUAGAUGUUGAAGUUAAGGAUACAACAAUUGGUGCAGAUCAACUGCAUUCGAUAUUACACCCGAGACUUGAAGAGUUAGGAUUAAGAGGCUCGAGGCUUAAGACGGUUUCUUCAGGAGUAUUAGCUGGAUUAAAGGCUCCUGCGAUUACAGUACGUUUCCGGAAUACUUCCGUUACUAAUUUACCACCAGCAUUGUUAUUCCCUUUGCCGCGAUCUUCUCAAAUAACUAUCGAUGUCGCUGGCAGUCAACUGUCCACUCUGCAACCUCAGCUGCUAGUAGCUCUCGAUGAUCGACGAGCCGAUUUGUCGAUGUUCGGUCUUGAUACAAACCCGAUUCGUUGCGACUGCAAUGCUCGCGCAUUACGAAGAUGGCUACCAAACGUUGGUAUUGAAGACGUCCGAUGUGACUCACCAGACUUUUUGAGUGGAUUUUUACUCACAGAAAUAGGUGACGAUGAACUAACUUGUGACGCGAGAAGACGCACGACGUUACAACCUUCGUCAUCAAGUAGUAUUUCUACUACGGCUCCACCGCGUUUAGUUCAUCGAACUUCAGCUGAACCUGAUAUUAUCUGGUCGGUAGCGCCAUCUCACGAUCGCCCUAAAGUUUCCGGUGAGCCAAAAGGAGCGCCCGUGGUCGGCGUGGCAUCUUCUACUAACGACGAUAAUCUGAUAAUAGGUAUUGUAGGAGGCGUUGUAGCGUUUAUCGCGAUCUUAAUAGUAGUUAUUUGUAUUGUGCGGUUACGAAUGACAACGACGUCGUACCGCGGUGGGCCGCUAGCUAGCAGCCCGACGGCAGGCGCGGCUCCGCUUUGGGGAACAGCCUGGCCGGGUUACGCCGCCACAUUACCUCCGGCUUCUCUAUCUACGGCCACUCUGCCGCACAAGGUGCAAUCAGGGCCCGGAUCUGUCCGAUACUUGGCUCCGCCGCCGCCAGCACCCUACUUUAUUAGCUUGCCACCGUACGACGAUAAAAUUUAUCGGUAGAACGAUUUGGUAAAUAGGUUUUGAACAAAAUACGUUUUAUUAUUUAAACUAAAAUGUGACUUUAUCGCAUAAACUUAGUUUAUUAUUUACUUAUCCUGGCGUUUUAGUUUAAAUAAUAAGUGGAUAUUGUGUAAGUUUAAAUCAAUAUUCAAUACGUUUUAUAUACGUUCAAUGUAGAAUUAGCCGGUGUAAAUAAAUAUUUAAGGUUAAUUUAUACUAUUUUGCUCAUUUUUCAUGUGCUACGUGUAUUAUUUUUAAGAAAAUGUGCAUAAAUAAUUUACAAAUAUCGUUGUAGAUAUUCUUUAUACUAGAAUACUAGACUAACUUUAUAUACCUACGAAUAAAUAUAAUACAGAAUAUUUAAAUAGCUAUAAAAUUUUCUUACUUAAAUAAUAUUUAUUUAGCUUUUAAAGGACUAUGAAAGCUCGCAAGCAGGAUUUAUUAGGGCCUUCUAGUCAGCAGUAAAAGCUUUUCCCGAUACCACGUGUGAAAUAAGGAAUAUGUUUAAAAAUAAUAUUGGGACAAUUUUAGUAGGGUAAAUGUGGAAUAUUCAAAUACUUUACGUUUAUCCUGUACUUGGCUAGGUAUGAAAUAAGAAAUGUUGUAUUUAUUUAAAAAUAAAUCAUCUAAAUAUUC
Cydia pomonella (codling moth) is the source of this 5429-nucleotide messenger RNA. Its product is annotated as protein artichoke. The record is from RefSeq and is a predicted model, not a curated record. NCBI's taxonomy places the organism in Eukaryota, Metazoa, Arthropoda, Insecta, Lepidoptera, Tortricidae. Bases 816 to 4793 code for a protein of 1325 amino acids. The transcript has 9 exons. Gene Ontology annotation, molecular function: protein binding.